Molecule: messenger RNA, 842 nt
Organism: Cucumis sativus (cucumber)
Lineage: Eukaryota; Viridiplantae; Streptophyta; Magnoliopsida; Cucurbitales; Cucurbitaceae
Product: desiccation protectant protein Lea14 homolog
Exons: 2
Coding region: 123-581 (152 amino acids)
Biological process (GO): response to desiccation
Cellular component (GO): cytosol
Source: RefSeq, a predicted model, not a curated record
CGAUUCUCUCCUCUUCUUCAACCUUCGAUCCAUAUAUUUCCAUUUUGCAAUUCCCCAAAAUUUAUUUUGCUUUGAAUCUCUUCAUCUUCUUCCUAUUCUCUGCAAAUCUCUCCUAGGCGCGAAUGGCGAAUUUGGUUGACAAGGCAAUGAACUACGUCUCAGAGAAGGUGGCCAACAUGCCGAAGCCAGAGGCCUCUGUCACAAACGUCGAUUUGAAGGGUCUAAGCUUUGGUUCCGUCGAGUAUUUGGCCAAUGUCUCCGUCACCAAUCCUUACAGUCACUCCAUUCCUAUCUGCGAGAUUUCUUACAUUCUCAAAAGCGACGGCAGAGAUAUUGCGACGGGAAAAGUUCCAGAUCCAGGAUCUCUGAAAGCGAGUGAUUCGACGAUGUUGGAUGUGGUAGUGAACGUACCGCAUUCCGUACUAAUAAGCUUAGCGAGGGACAUAGGGAGAGAUUGGGACAUUGAUUACGAAUUGCAGAUCGGACUCGUCAUCGAUCUUCCGGUGAUCGGAAACUUCACGAUUCCUCUGUCUACAAAAGGCGAGAUUAAGCUCCCUACCAUGUCUGACGUUUUCGCUUAGCUAAAUUUAUCAUAUAUAUAUAUAUAAUCUGAGGUUAAAAUUUCUAAAUCACGUCGACCUAAGUGAUCGAUAAUAAGGUUUCUUGUUAGCAAGAUCAACUAAGUUUGUUGUAAUUUAUUUUCCUUUUUGUUACAAAAUCAUAUAUAGUGUAUACACAGUAUUACACAACUGAUCUUUAUCAAUUCUGUUUCAAUCUUUUUCAUGUAUCAUUGUAAUAUCAUAUGAAUCAUCAUUAUCUUCCUCUAACUUUUAUUUUUUUAA